UCACUUCACUCGCAGACCUUUUUCGACGGGCUCGUUGGCCAUCCGGAAUGUUUUACAUACAUGGCCAUGUUGCCUUUCGCCACCGUCAACGAACUAGACGAUUGGGCGGAAAAACAAAUUCGCCAGGACCGAUCGCGCGCGCUGUACGCCAUGCUGGACAAGACGCGUUCAAACCGCGUCGCCGGCAUCAUCGGCAUCCUCAAUACCGUUCCAGAGAACCUGUCCACCGAAAUAGGCCUGCUCUUCACGCUACCCGCCUUCCAGCGCACGCAUGUCACGCGCACGGCCGUCGGCCUCCUCAUGCGCUUCUGCUUCGACGAGCUGCGUCUGCGUCGUGUGCAGUGGCGCGCAGACCCCGCAAAUGCGGCGUCCAUACGUGUCGCAGAGUAUAUGGGCUUUCAGAGGGAGGGCAUCCGGCGGUGGGAUUAUGUCGCAUCGUCUGGUGUGCCUGGACAUGCUGCGAGGAAAAUUGACCCUAUGCCAGACUGUAAUGGAUUGCAUGUGCUCUAUUUUGCCAUAUGCUGGGAUGACUGGGAAGGAGAGUGGGGCAAAAAGGUCGGAGGAAUGCUGGAGAGUAGCCAGCGAGGGUAA
Phanerochaete carnosa HHB-10118-sp is the source of this 591-nucleotide messenger RNA. RefSeq lists its product as uncharacterized. The transcript has a single exon. Lineage: Eukaryota; Fungi; Basidiomycota; Agaricomycetes; Polyporales; Phanerochaetaceae. The annotation marks the transcript as partial. The record is from RefSeq and is a predicted model, not a curated record. Gene Ontology annotation, molecular function: protein-N-terminal-alanine acetyltransferase activity; protein N-terminal-serine acetyltransferase activity.